AUGGAGAAAUCCAAAAACUUUCGCAUCGACGCGCUUUUGGCGGUCGACGCGCCCAAAGUGCAGACCUCCCCGCUGGCUCUGGUGACUUCUCUGUCCUCCUCUUCGAUCUCGUCGUCCGGGAGCGCGGCGGCCCCGGAGCUGAGCACGGGCGCCGAGUCCUUACGCAACGAGACGCCGUCGCCGCCGCGGAUAUCCUCCUGCGGCUUGAUUCCUAAACCGGGUUUCUUGACUAGUCCCCACGGCAUGGUUGGAUUACAUCCGCAGAGCACCGCGGGGAUACCCCCGCAGGCUCUCUACGGCCACCCUAUGUAUACUUACUCUGCAGCUGCCCUUGGCCAACACCCUGCCCUGUCUUACUCCUACCCGCACGGGUCCCAUCACCACCACCCCAGCGAGUCCAUCAAACUAACGGCGAGCACCUUCCAGCUGGAUCACUGGCUGCGGGUCUCCACGGCCGGGAUGAUGCUCCCGAAAAUGUCGGAUUUUAACUCUCAGGCGCAGUCCAACUUGCUCGGGAAAUGCAGGAGACCCAGGACUGCGUUCACGAGUCAGCAGUUACUGGAACUCGAGCAUCAGUUCAAACUGAACAAGUAUCUGUCGCGGCCGAAGCGCUUCGAAGUGGCGACGUCCCUAAUGCUGACGGAGACGCAGGUCAAGAUCUGGUUCCAGAACAGGCGGAUGAAGUGGAAGAGGAGCAAGAAGGCCAAGGAGCAGGCCGCCCAGGAGGCCGAGAAACAGAAGAGCGCCAAGGGCGGCCAAGAGAGAGCCGACGGACUCGAACAAUCGGACUAUCGCAGCAAAACGGACUCCAAAAGCGGCAGAAUACGAGACUUCCGGGACAGCGACGACGACGACGACGAGGGCGAUAACUUCCUGUACAACUCGUCAGAUUGCUCCUCGGACGACGAGAGAAAUCACACCAGUGACAUAAGUCCGCAGCCGUGA
Messenger RNA from Lampris incognitus (smalleye Pacific opah), 945 nucleotides. RefSeq names its product motor neuron and pancreas homeobox 1 (gene mnx1). Gene Ontology annotation, biological process: endocrine pancreas development; regulation of DNA-templated transcription; central nervous system development. The record is from RefSeq and is a predicted model, not a curated record. The coding region runs from base 1 to 945 and encodes 314 amino acids. The transcript has 3 exons. Gene Ontology annotation, cellular component: nucleus. Gene Ontology annotation, molecular function: sequence-specific double-stranded DNA binding; DNA-binding transcription factor activity, RNA polymerase II-specific. NCBI's taxonomy places the organism in Eukaryota, Metazoa, Chordata, Actinopteri, Lampriformes, Lampridae.